Messenger RNA from Symbiodinium necroappetens, 3435 nucleotides. The record is from the annotation of a GenBank genome assembly. Lineage: Eukaryota; Dinophyceae; Suessiales; Symbiodiniaceae.
AUGGCCAGGGGCUUGACUGGCAAAGUGCCGCGCAAAGCAGAGCCUCUGAAGCGGCCCCUGCGAGAGAUCAGCCGCUCACACCUGACGGAGCACGUUCAGCGUCUCUGGGAUCAUUACAGCAUCCCAGAGUUCCACAGGCAGCUCUACCUCCAGCGAUUCGGUGCGGAUGACUACAGCUUAGAUGUGCUUCACAGGGAGGUCGGGGCACUGGCAAAGGGUAUCGCACCUGUGCAGCGGGCGAUGCGUGCCAUCGCAAAUCGCGAGGAGAUUCUUCUUCGCUUGGGCGUGUUGCGAGGCGCCUUCGCCGACGCCGAGUUCAGCGUCCCGGGAUCCCUGGCCAGGUGCGAGCUGUCCGAGCAGUUCUACAGCCUCCGCAUGGCCACUGUAGAAGCCAUCCUUGCCCUGGUCGCCUGGCGCCACUCCGUGGCUCCGCGGGCAGGUCCCACGUGCAUCGCAGGACCAGGCGCCAGGGGAGCCAGUUGGCCUUUCACCGCGGUCAACGGCGAAAGCUGGCCCGACUACUUCAUGCACAUCGCAAGCAAUGAUGCCGCAGUGAGGCAGUUCCAGAAUGUAGCGGAGCUGUCAAAGGAUUGCGAUCCUCUUCUGGUGCAUGCUUCCGUGGGCGGCGUUGGUCCCUUCCAAGGCGGCAAGCUUUGCCCACCGUGCUGUGAUGCCAUGCACAGGCAGAACCUGGAUCGUGCGCGGCUGAGUCUCCUCGAGGACGAGCUGGCAAGCGCCCUUUUUCACCCCGUUCGUGCCGGUACACCACAGGACAACAAGUCCAGUUCUUGGAGCACGCCCAGCCCAGACUUGAGGCCGGAGGAGGACUUCCCUAGCCGCCCGAGCUCCCGACUUUUGCAGGAGCUUGCCGGUCCUCCCCUUCUGCCCCCACUGAAAGAUGCCCCGACGCCCAGCGUCACGCCGCCGCCGGUGCUGCCUGCCCCCCCAAGCCGGCCUCGCAGUGGGCCUCGCAGACGGAAGCCUCCCAUCAUCGAGCCGGAAGAGAUCGGCGUCCGGCCAGCCUCCUCAACGGGCUCACCGUCCAGCCGCCGAAAAGUGCGGUCGCGACGCUUGUCCAUGAGUGGCUUGAAGGUGGGAGGGCGCCGAGGGGCGCUGAAGGAGUCGAUCCCCUUGUGGCGAAUCGAACCAAGGUUGCCCGAGACAGAACCGGGCCUUGGCCUGGACUCUCCAGAACAAAGCUGCGCCACACCGCCAGAUGAGGAGGUGGACAAGGAGCUUCGGGAGCUCAUCGCCCUCUCUACAGCCACGAAAAGGCGGAGUUUGACCGACGGCGCUGGAGUGCCCAAGUUGCUGAAGGCCCAGACCGAGCCCCCAGAGUCGCCCCGGUAUGAAGCCCCGGCUCCUUCGAGGUCCGCACCACCCAAGGACCUGAAGGACUCCCAGGUUUCGGCACAGACCCCUCCGAGCUCGGCCUCAGACGAGGAGGCGGAGGAGGAGCUCCUGACGCUGAAGUGCGGCGUGGACAUGGCAAGGCUACAGUCGGUGUGGAACCGCUUUGAGCAUGAUAACGUCAUCCACCACGACGAUGUCUGCAUGGCGCUGCAGCGAAUUGGCUUCGUCGGCCCAGACAAAGAGUGGGUGGAGGAGGCCUUCGAGAAGGUCACGAUGUUCAAUGGUGUGAGCCGGGAAGAGUUCAUGCAAAUCGUUGACUAUUACGACGAAAAGCAGCGUGUCCAUUUCCAGGAGAAAUUCAUCAGCUGCGAUGCUGAUGGGUCGGGUCAGAUGGACAUCGACGAGUUCGCCGAGUUUCUGCGGGGCAUCGGCACAGAGCCCAUGAGACAUGCUCUUGAGGAGUGCAUUGCAGAAAUGGAUGAGGACGGGUCUGGACAGUUGGACUUCGACGAGUUUUACAAGGUGAUGACUCUCCUGGCGCAGCGCGAGGGCUUUUCUCGGAGCGAGGUGGUUGGCUUCGAGGCCGUGUUCCGGAAGUUCGACACCUACGCGAAUGACGAAAUCGACGUGAAGGAGCUGCAACAGGUCCUCAUGUUUGUAGGCAUCCCCAUUACAGAGGAGGAGUGUCGGGAGGUGGGGGAGGAAAUCGACCUGGAUGGUAGUGGGUACAUCGAUUUUCAGGAGUUCCUGAUGUGCAUGCGGCUGUUUCGGGUCAGCGAGCUUGCCGACUGGAAAGGAAACCUGCAGGAGAUUAGUGAAGGGAACGAGGAAUCCAUCCCUUCCUCGCAGCUGUCGAAGCUCCUGCAGAAGAGCGGCUACUUCACUGAGCAGGCUGUCGUGGAUGAAGUGCUUCGCGAGAUUGGCCUGGAGCCAGCUGCCAACACCCAAAUCGACCUCGGCACACUCUGGAAGUUUCUCGUCGUCUUCCGGGCGCGUGAAGGCCUGUCCUCCGCGGAGAUCGCGCGUGUGCGUGAGGCCUUCCGCGGAAAGGCCAGCGGAGAUGACGAGGACGAGGACGAAGCAAGAGAGAUUGCCACCGACCAAAUGCCACAGGUCCUCCGCGUCAUCGGCUACUCCUUGGCUCUGGAGGACCAGAAGCAGCUCACCGCGCAAGUGGACGUGGAUCGAUCUGGAGCUUUAAACCUUGGAGAGCUCUUGAAGUUGGUGCGCUUCGUCAAAGAGCGACGAUCCAAGGAGAUCCAGGCUGUCUUCUCGAAGAUUGACCCCUAUGACACGGGGGUGAUCUCCGAGCGGGAGGUCAUGAAAGCCUUGGCGCAGCUCGGCUGCAUACGGGAUGCCGAUUCAAUCCCACUCGGCGUCGCCGAAGAGUCCGUGAAUGGCUACUUGGGCCAUGCCGGCUUCCUCAAAAUAGUACAAAAGUUCGAUGAUCUGCAGCGGCAGCAGUUGAUCAAGUCUGGGGGCUACACUGCCGAGCAGAUGGAAGCCCUCAGUCGCCAGUUCCGUUGCUAUGACUGGGACGGAAGUGGAGAAAUCAGCCAGAAGGAGCUUGUGGCCCUCAUCGUAGACGUCUUCCCAGAUCUUGCUUUCGAUCCAGAUCAGCGCCCGCUCUUGGUGCAAAUUGUGGAAGGAGCAGAUAAAGAUAGGAAUGGUAAGCUGAACUUCGACGAAUUUCUGCAUCUCAUGAGAACUGUAGAAGAUCUGGGCCAUCUCACUCAGCUCCAGAAGGAGAGGAGGAUUAUUGAGGAUACUUAUUUCAACACCAACGAAGUAAGCGAAUUUCGAACAAUCUUCCUGGCGCGGACGAAGGGGCAGCCUCGGAUGUCGCUGUCCGACUUCAAAGAGCUUGUGAGCCCUGUGUGCCCUAUGGGGGACAAGAACAGCCAUGAGAUCUCGGGCAUGUGGCGGGAGAUUUGCGGCGAAGUCACGAAGCUGUGCGACUUCCCUGACUUUCUGCUCCUAAUGAGGAAAAUGAUGGACAAAGACUUCUUCCCUAUCAUGAAAGCCAAACAGCGAAGCCGCAGUAGUCGUAGGGUGCUGGCACACUCUCUGACAGCAGUUUGA